Molecule: messenger RNA, 1175 nt
Organism: Lotus japonicus
Lineage: Eukaryota; Viridiplantae; Streptophyta; Magnoliopsida; Fabales; Fabaceae
Product: protein IRX15-LIKE
Exons: 1
Coding region: 132-1109 (325 amino acids)
Biological process (GO): xylan biosynthetic process
Source: RefSeq, a predicted model, not a curated record
CCACACAACACACAAAACACUAGUCAAGUUAAAAAGAGCAGAAGUCCCUAUAAACAAACACUAGAAAAAACCCCACUUGAGUCUUGAUAUUCCAUUUCUAUGCUCCUCUCUCAUUAAUCCAAAACCCAAAAAUGAAGAGCAACUCAAACCCCAAGCUCAUACUCCUCCACUCUCCCCUUCACAAACAAAUCCCACCACCACUACCCUCUCACUACCACCGCCUCUGCUUCUUCUUCCUCCUCCUCCUCACCUUCUUCAUCUUAACCUUCACCCUCAUUACCUCCACCAUCUCCGCCACCACUUCCUCCGCCGCAAGCUCCACCUCUCCCCUCCCACCUUCCAUCUCCAGAGCCCUCCUCCACUAUGCCUCCUUCAACUCCACCACCGCAGCCAACAAAGCCAUGUCCCCUGCCGAAAUCAACGCCGUCGCAACCACCCUCCUCCGCACCCCACCGCGUCCCAACCUCCUCAUCUUUGGCCUCACCCACGAGUCCCUCCUCUGGUCCGCACUCAACCACAAUGGCCGCACCGUUUUCCUCGACGAGAACGAGUACGCCAUCUCCAAAUUCGAACAAUCCAACCCCGGCGUCGAAGCCUACGACGUUCAGUUCACUACAAAAGUAAGCGAGCACGCUCAGCUUCUCUCUCAGGCGAGAGCAGAGUCCACCGGAGAUUGCAGACCCGUUCAGAAUCUCCUCUUCUCGGAAUGCAAGCUCGGAAUCAACGAUCUGCCAAACCACAUUUACCAAAUCUCAUGGGACGUGAUUCUCAUCGACGGGCCGCGCGGGUAUUCUGCUGCAAAUCCAGGGAGAAUGUCGGCGAUCUUCACGGCGGCGGUGCUGGCGAGGAGUAAGAAAUCCGGCAGCACCCAUGUUUUUGUUCACGAUUUCAAGAGGGAAGUUGAGAGGAUUUUCAGUGAUGAGUUUCUGUGUCAGGAGAAUCUGGUUCAGAAUGUGGAUCAAUUGGGGCAUUUCGUAGUGAAGAGUGAAAAGGGAGGAAGCUCCUCCCAAUUUUGCAGGAACUCCAGCUCGUUGCUGUCAUUGUCGGUGUCGAAGGUGUCGGCGAAGAAGAAGAUUAAGGAAUCACUUUCCUUUUCUAAGAAAUUGUAAAAUUAAUUAAGGUUUUUUUUUAUAAAAAGGAAGUUUAAUUUAAAUAUUUAAUUUGGCGUUACAAUA